Molecule: messenger RNA, 626 nt
Organism: Calliphora vicina (urban bluebottle blowfly)
Lineage: Eukaryota; Metazoa; Arthropoda; Insecta; Diptera; Calliphoridae
Exons: 3
Coding region: 1-591 (196 amino acids)
Source: RefSeq, a predicted model, not a curated record
AUGCUGGAAGUUUUGCUUUACUUCUAUAAUUUGAAAAAAACUGCCGCUGAAGCACACCGAUUGAUUACCGAAGCUUACAAUGAACGUCUUCCAUCGGUUUCAACGCGAGAUAGAUGGCUUUUAGUUAUAGGACCCAUUCAGCCAAUUACCCUUGCCGAUCCUAUCGUUUGGAGAAGUUUGAUCUGUUCCUACAACAUUCAUGUGGGCAAUUACCAGAUACCCUCGACACCGCUCUAUCCCUGGGAUAAAUGGGAGAAUUUUUAUGUGCGAUCGAAUCAGGGUCGAGCACAUAUAAAACCAGAUGAAUCCAGAGAAUUUUUGUACUUAGUAUUGGAAAACUAUAUGAACUUAAGCCAUGGCAAUGGUAAGGAAUGUCUAUUGCGUUCGAUAUGUGAAAAUGCUCAGAUACAUAAACAUAUGGAUUUGUUUGCAGAAAUCUUAAAUGUGAUAUUAACGCCUGGUUAUGGAGAUGUGGAUGGAAUUUAUGGUCAUGCCUAUGAAAUGGGUAGAGCUGGAGCCGACUGUUUCAAAUAUUAUAGUAAAUGUCCGCCUGGUUUUUGUUUCCUAGAUCAGUUUUUGCAUUUGUCUUAAUAAAAUCUGUAUUUUAGAAAUAUUUUUAAGUUAUA